This is a messenger RNA of Rhipicephalus sanguineus (brown dog tick), 2112 nucleotides long. RefSeq lists its product as uncharacterized. The transcript is spliced from 2 exons. Gene Ontology annotation, molecular function: nucleic acid binding; zinc ion binding. Lineage: Eukaryota; Metazoa; Arthropoda; Arachnida; Ixodida; Ixodidae. The record is from RefSeq and is a predicted model, not a curated record. The annotation marks the transcript as partial.
AUGCCCGGUCAAGAAAAUCCUGGCUCGUCAGACACCGCCGGCCCUCUCCAGCCUCCACCGCCCGCUCUGCCCAUAACCAACCGCCUGCGUGAUCCACCUGUGUUCUCUGGUCUUCGAGGGGAUGAUGUAGAAGAUUGGAUCCAAAACUACGACCUCGUCAGCGACUUGAACAGGUGGGACAACCCACAGAAGUUGCGCAACGUCCCUUUCUACCUGUCUGACGUCGCGAAAACCUGGUACUGGAACCAUCAUCCAGAUCUUCCAGACUGGGACACGUUCGCGCAGCACCUUCGGCAAAUCUUCGGUGCCCCCACAGUUCGAGCUGAAGCAGCUAAGAAGAAGCUCGCUGAACGCAUUCAGCUACCCGGUGAGUCAUACACCUCGUACAUUGAGGAUGUACUUGCCUUGUGCAAGCGUGUAAACGCCACCAUGUCCCCGACCGACCAAAUACGCCACAUUAUUAAAGGCAUCAACACCGUCGCCUUUAACGCACUCGCUACGCAAAAUCCUGUCACCACUCAGGAUGUAAUCACCAUUUGCCAGCGCCUCGAGGAACUCCAGACUCUUCGCCUAUGCUACGAUGCCACCGACAUUCGUCUUCCUGCGACCCUCGACUUGCGUACGCUGAUUCGCGACAUCGUUCGUGAAGAGCUUCACGGGCGCUGCUCUUCCUGCGCUACGGAAACUCUACCUUCUGCACAAACCGGCUUGCGAGACAUCAUUCGCCAAGAGAUCGCGGCCGCAUCGCGUCUGACGUGUUCCGACGGCCCCUGCGCUCGCCAGGCGCCAACGUACGCUGAAGUUGCGGCGCUCUCUGCUGCCACCACCGUUCCUGGGCCUACACCAGGAGACCACGCGUCUGUGGCUUCGUUGUCCCCGCCGGCGCGUGCACAGCCUUACUACACCGCUCCGCGCCCUCCUCGGCCCAUAUGUUACUACUGUGGCUAUCGAGGACACAUAUCCCGCUUUUGUCGAAGGCGCCAACAGGACGAGCAACGCGGCUACGUUCCCGACGAACGCCCAGCGACCAACUCUAUCAUUCGUCCAUUGGCACAGUGCACGGUUCGCGUCUGCAUAGAUGGCAUUCGUCAUCACAUUGUGUUUGCGGUAUUUCGUGAGUGCACCCACGAACUGAUUUUGGGGUGGGAUUUCUUAUCUUCUGCGUCUGCUUCCAUAUCUUGUGAUCAGCGCCUCAUACAUCUGAAUGCCACUGACUCUUCUUCGCCUGAACACGAAGGACGCAUUCGACUUGUCGCCAGCUCAGAUUAUGUUCUUCGACCAUCUAUGGAAGAGAUUAUAAGCGUUAAUUCCAACGACAUUGUGGAUGGUGAUGUCCUCAUUCUUCCUUACGGCCAUACCCUGUCUCGAGGCAUUGUGAUAAUUCCAGGCCUUAUUCGCUUCUCUGACGGCUCUGCCUUCCUUACCGCUUUAAAUCAAACCCCCGAAUCUUUACUGCUGCCCCGUGGAUCAACCGUCACUUGCGCGGUCGACACUCAUCCCGUUGCGAUUGUUGCCCUUCCGAGCCAAGAACUACCAGAGUCAACUUCGCCGCCACUCAAUGCCUCUUCCACACCUUUGUUGGCAACCAUAAGCCCUGACCUAACACCUGCACAGAGUCAAGAUUUGCUCGCCCUAUUGAACCGCCAUCGUUCUUUGUUUGACGUGAAUUCGCCCGUCCUCAGCAUGACUACCGCCGCUACCCACAGCAUUCAAACUGACGGCUCCCGUAUUAUCCACCGGCGCCCAUAUCGCGUGUCUCUCGCAGAGCGCAAGAUCAUCGAGGACAACGUCUCGGACAUGCUACGACGAAACAUCAUACGUCCUUCCUCGAGUCCCUGGUCAUCCCCAGUUGUUCUAGUACAAAAGAAAGAUGGCACAGUUCGUUUCUGCGUCGAUUACCGUGCACUAAACAAAAUAACGCGCAAAGAUGUUUAUCCUCUGCCACGGAUCGACGACGCACUGGAUUCAUUACAUGGCGCCGAGUAUUUUUCUAGCCUUGACCUCAGAUCAGGCUACUGGCAAAUACCGAUGUCGGAGUCUGACAAAGAGAAGACCGCCUUUUCCACCCCAGAUGGCCUCUACGAGUUUAAUGUGAUGCCUUUUGGGCUUUGU